GACGACGUAGCAGGUCAUCGUGUAUUUUGGAACAAGACCUGCGUGACUGUUGUGAGUGGUCAGCGUGGUAUUCUGUUCUAAGUGGCUUUCUGGUUGUCAUUGCAGCGAUGAAGGCUUACACUUCCUGUUUCAUGCUCCUGUGGAGUGCGGUCGGGAUGGCGAAGGCCGCCAAAAUCAUCAUCGUGCCGCCGAUCAUGUUCGAAAGCCACAUAUACAUUUUCAAGACGCUGGCCUCAGCCCUGCACGAGAGAGGCCACCGCGCAGUGUUCCUGCUCUCGGAAGGCAGGGACAUCGCCCCGUCCCACCACUACAGCCUCCAGCGCUACCCGGGGAUCUUCAACAGUAGCACCUCGGACGCUUUCCUGCAGUCCAAAAUGCGGAAUAUCUUCUCCGGGCGGCUGACGGCCAUCGAGCUGUUUGACAUCCUGGAUCACUACACGCAGAACUGUGACAUGAUGGUCGGCAACCGUGCCCUGAUCCGGAGCCUGAAGAAGGAGAAGUUUGACCUGCUGCUGGUGGACCCUAACGACAUGUGCGGAUUUGUGCUAGCUCAUGUUCUGGGGGUCAAAUAUGCCGUAUUUUCCACCGGCCUUUGGUACCCUGCGGAGGUGGGGGCCCCUGCCCCGCUGGCCUACGUCCCGGAGUUUAACUCGCUGCUCACGGACCGCAUGACCCUGCUGCAAAGGAUGAAAAACACUGGCGUUUACCUCAUUUCCAGAUUAGGGGUCAGCUUUCUGGUCCUUCCCAAAUACGAGAGGAUAAUGCAAAAGCACAACCUGCUGCCCGAGAGGUCCAUGUACGACCUGGUCCACGGGUCCAGCCUGUGGAUGCUGUGCACCGACGUGGCGCUCGAGUUCCCCCGGCCCACCCUGCCCAACGUCGUGUACGUGGGGGGGAUCCUGACCAAGCCGGCCGGCCCGCUGCCAGAAGAUCUCCAAAGGUGGGUAAAUGGUGCUACUGAGCAUGGCUUUGUCCUGGUAUCUUUUGGAGCCGGCGUCAAGUAUCUGUCGGAAGACAUCGCUCACAAACUGGCAGGAGCCCUGGGGAGGCUGCCUCAGAAGGUGAUUUGGAGGUUUUCUGGACCCAAACCAAAGAAUCUAGGAAACAACACUAAGCUCAUAGAAUGGUUACCACAAAAUGACCUGCUUGGGCACUCAAAUAUCAAAGCCUUCCUGAGCCAUGGUGGUUUGAACAGUAUCUUUGAGACUAUGUAUCAUGGUGUCCCUGUCGUGGGCAUCCCACUCUUUGGAGACCAUUAUGACACGAUGACCAGAGUCCAGGCGAAAGGCAUGGGGAUAUUGCUCCAGUGGAAGACAGUCACUGAGGAAGAGCUCUAUGACGCAUUGGUGAAAGUCAUUACUGAUCCCAGCUACCGUCAGAGAGCCCGGAAACUUUCGGAAAUUCACAAGGAUCAGCCGGGCCACCCUGUCAAUCGCACUGUCUACUGGAUAGACUACAUUCUCCGUCACGAUGGAGCCCAGCACCUGCGGGCCACGGUCCACCAAAUCUCUUUCUGUCAGUAUUUCUUACUGGACAUUGCCUUUGUGCUUUUGCUUGGUGCUGCCUUGUUUUACUUCCUCUUGUCCCGGGUGACAAAAUUUAUCUACAGAAAAAUCAAAAGCCUGUGGUCUAGAAGUAAGCAUAGCGCAGUUAACGGACAUUACCACAAUGGGAUCCUCAAUGGCAAGUACAAAAGAAAUGGCCACAUUAAACACGAAAAGAAGGUGAAAUGAGCCAACAACCCAGGUAAUAGGAACAAAUCUGUUCAGUCAUUGAAUUUGUAUCACUGUUAUUUAGUCUAACAGCUACUAAAAGUAAAACAGCAGUAAACACUCCUAACACGCCCUUAUCAGAUCUUACUAAUGAAAUUCUGUGGAAUUAAGAUGGCUAUAAAAGCACAAACCUAAAAUGCAAAAAUGCAUUUUGUUCAAAUACUGAUACAGAGAGUUUCGGCACUGAACCUUUUAGAAGCCUUAAUUAUUUAAAUCGCCUAAGUGACCACGUCAGACCUUAGUUUUAAAUCUUGAUGUGUGUGUAUCCCAGAUAAGGAAUGGUUUCGUUUUCUUAAUAAGAUUUGUGUGUGUAUGUGUGCGUGUCUCCUAAUUAAGAGAAUUUUUAGUGGCUGCUUGUUAUAUUUGUUGAGGGUACAACACACGUUCAAGAAUGAAAUAGAAAGAUAGGAUCCAAAUGUUUCUCUUCUAGCAUUUAAUAUAUAUGAACUCUGAACGCUACCAUGAAAGAACAUUUUUCCCUCAAAACUGGAUGCAGAGGAAGAAAAUGAAAAGAUAAAUGGCACAGUUUUUUGUACUUUUUGUUUUAGUUGUUUUGUUUUUCUGAUUUUGUUUUCCUUUUCUUACAGACCAUGGACACUUCUAGGGGAAAAUAUGUAAUUAAGUAAUUGUAUAAAUUGGUUGUCACAUUUUACUUUUGUUUUCCCACUACUGAUAAUUUUCCUAUGGAAGAAUUUUAUAGUUUUUUUUCUAUUUCAUUUUAAUGAGUAACAUGAUGUUAAUGUAUAAUUAAGACAAUGCAAAUCUGACUUUUGUUCAAAGUAUUGAAGAUUAUUGUUAUGUGGCAUUUUUAAACAGGGCCAUUGUUUGAAUGUUUGUGUAACUAUUUGGAAUGUUCAGGUGUUUCAUUUCCAAAAUUUUAACUUUAAAAGAAAAACACCAUGUUCCUCAUCCCUUUUAUUGUCCAGGCCACAUAAUCUAUGUUACAUAGGUGCCAACUUUUAAUUCUUUUAAAUGGAAUAUUUGCAAUUCUUAUUGGUACCUGCUUUGUCUAGAGAGGUUUGAGAUCUUAACAAAUCAGACUACAUGAUAUACAGAAGCAACAGAGAAAUCGCGUACCAGUGGUUUAUGAAGAUGAAUUCCUACUUUCCCCCUCAGCAGCCUUUUCCAGUUGUCGUGGCUGACGUGGAAUAGUGACAGUAUUUGUUUGAGAACAGGGAUGCACGCCACAGACAUCAGAUCAGAACCUCCCUGCUGAACCACGUACUAAUUGGCCACUGAGUUUAUUCCACGUCAUUCUGUUUACUUAGCCUUUGCACUACAUAGGUUGCCUGUAUGCUUUAUUUAUCUGUAGUCGGAAAUCCCGCAUCUGACAGCUGAGAGUAGACAAGUACAACAUUUACCUAAUGGCAUUCACUAACUUGGAAAAGUUGUGAAAAUUCUAGAAUGCUGUAAAUCCUUGUCAUACACUGUGACAAUGUCAUUCCGCACCCACCAGGAGCCACUCUCCUAUACAUAGAAAUAACGUCACAAGUAGUUUUCUAUAAUGCAGUGCAGACAAAUGUACUGUGCUCUGAUACUUGAAGAAAUGGUAUUAUGCAUAGAAGCCUACAUUAUACCUUUUCACAAUCUUAUCACAAUGUUGCCGUUAAAAGGGAAAAAAAAACACAGGCAAUGAGUGGUGGGGUGGUAAUGGGAGUGUAUGAAUGAGUUGAUUUUACUUUCUUGGAAUUUGAUGAUGUUGACAGUAGGCACUGACUGGAUGAUUAAGCCUAAGUUAAUCUCCACUGUGAUACAAAUUUAAAUAAUAAACAUGAUUUAAAAUAGA
Lemur catta (Ring-tailed lemur) is the source of this 3558-nucleotide messenger RNA. RefSeq names its product UDP glycosyltransferase 8 (gene UGT8). Bases 108 to 1733 code for a protein of 541 amino acids. Gene Ontology annotation, molecular function: UDP-glycosyltransferase activity. The record is from RefSeq and is a predicted model, not a curated record. The transcript is spliced from 5 exons. Lineage: Eukaryota; Metazoa; Chordata; Mammalia; Primates; Lemuridae.